This is a messenger RNA of Hibiscus syriacus, 3363 nucleotides long. Its product is annotated as pentatricopeptide repeat-containing protein At1g79540-like. Gene Ontology annotation, molecular function: protein binding. The record is from RefSeq and is a predicted model, not a curated record. NCBI's taxonomy places the organism in Eukaryota, Viridiplantae, Streptophyta, Magnoliopsida, Malvales, Malvaceae. Bases 74 to 2476 code for a protein of 800 amino acids. The transcript has a single exon.
UUGUUGUCUUAUUGUUUCGAAAACCAUUAAUAACAAGACAAUAAAGACUUCACUCUCAAUUCAGUGUUUGGUAAUGAGACUGCAAUCUCUCAUUUUCCGCCCAAUCACUCACUUCUCUUCCAAGACCUCAAAAUUGCAUUCUCUCAGCAACCCUCCCUCUUCCUCCCUCAAAGAUUUCUCCGUUUCCGAUGAAAUCCACUUCAUUCUCAACUCUGUUAACCCCGUGGAACCCGCAUUGGAACCUCUGCUCCCUUUCCUUUCUCCCGAUAUCGUCACUUCCGUUAUCCGAAACCAACCCAACCCUCAAAUGGGUUUCCGUUUCUUCAUCUGGGCGAUGCAGAGGAAGCGCCUACACAGCUACGCAUCCGAAAAGCUUGUUCUCGACAUGUUGAUCCGCAAGGACAAUGCCUUCGACAUGUUAUGGCAAACUCUCGAGGAAGUCAAGGAAUGCGGAGUUGUGAUCGCGCCCAACGUCUUUAAGAUCUUGAUCUCGGGGUAUUGGAAGAUGGGUUUCGAGGAAAAAGCCGUGGAGUGUUUCGAGAAGAUGAAAGGUUUUGAUUGCAAGCCUGAUUUGUUUACUUUCAAUGCUAUAUUAUACGUUUUGAUUCGUAAGAAGGUACUUUUGUUAGCUUUAGCUGUUUACAAUCAGAUGUUGAAGUCUAAUCAUACGCCUAACAAAGCUACUUUUAGUAUUUUGCUUAAUGGCUUGUGUAAAGACGGGAAAACUGAGGAUGCACUUAAGUUGUUCGAUGAAAUGACUCUGAGGGGUAUAGAUCCAAAUAGGUGUAUAUAUACCAUAAUCAUUUCGGCUUUGUGCGGAGCUGAAAGGGCUGAUGAUGCUUGUAGGUUGUUAGGUAAGAUGAAGGAGAGUGGCUGUUCCCCUGAUUUUGUUGCUUAUAAUGCUUUGCUUCAUGGGUUUUGUGAGUUGGGUCGGGUUGAUGAAGCUAUAGCACUUUUGCAGUCUUUUCAAAAGGACGGCUUUGCACUCGAUUUACGCUGUUAUAGUAGUUUUAUUAACAGUUUGUUUAAAGCUAGGAGAUAUGAGGAAGCCACUGAAUGGUAUACAAAGAUGACUGAGGAGAAUAUUACGCCUGAUGUCGUUUUAUAUGCAAUCAUGCUCCAGGGUUUAUCAAAAGCAGGCAAAGUUGAUGAUGCAAUGAAGUUGUUGAAUGAGAUGAAUGAAAGAGGUUUAGUUCCCGAUACCUACUGUUACAAUGCUGUGAUUAAAGGGUUUUGUGGCAUUGGUCUUUUGGAUCAAGCACGUUCCCUUAAGCUUGAGAUUUCAAAACAUGAUUGCUUUCCUAAUACCUGCACUUACACGAUUCUCAUUAGUGGUAUGUGCAGGAAUGGGUUGGUUGGGGAGGCUCAGCAAAUUUUUGAUGAGAUGGAAAAGCUGGGAUGUUAUCCCUCAGUUCAUACAUUUAAUGCUCUUAUUCAUGGACUUUCUAUGGCUGGUCAGCUUGAGAAAGCAAACCUUCUGUUUUACAAAAUGGAAAUAGGGAGAAAUCCUUCGUUGUUUCUUUGGCUUUCUCAUGGACCCUCACGAGUUCUUGACAAUUCAAGCCUACGAACUAUGGUCGAGCAACUUUAUGAGUCUGGAAAGAUUCUUAAGGCAUACAGGAUUCUUAUGCAACUCGCUGAUGGUGGGAAUGUACCCGACAUCUUUACUUACAACAUAUUGAUCCAUGGGUUUUGCAAAGAAGGCAACAUUAAUGGUGCUUUCAAGCUGUUCAAGGAGAUGCAACUCAAGGGGAUUUCUCCUGAUAAUGUGACCUAUGGAACUCUUAUUAAUGGUUUCCAGAGAGCUGGAAGAGAAGAUGAUGCCUUUAGAAUCUUUGAUCAAAUGGAAAAGAAUGGGUGUAAACCCAGUUUGGCAGUUUAUAAAUCACUUAUGACUUGGUCAUGUCGAAGAAGGAAGGUUUCAUUAGCUUUUAAUCUUUGGUUGAAAUAUCUGAGCAGCCUUCCUGGUCGGGAAGAUGCAGUUAUCAAAGAAAUUGAAAAACAUUUUGUUGAGGGAGAAGUAGAAAAGGCAAUUCUGCAUUUGCUCGAUCUGGACUUCAAAUUAAAUAAUUUUAGUUUAGCACCCUAUACAAUCUGGCUUAUUGGGUUCUGUCAAGUAAGAAAAGUUGAAGAAGCUUUGAAGAUAUUCUUUAUUCUGGAUGAAAGAAAGAUUACUGUCCCCCCUCCUAGUUGUGUAAAGUUGAUAGUUGGUCUGUGCAAAGAAGGAAAUUUGGACCAGGCAGUUGAUCUGUUCCUAUAUACACUAGAAAAGGGUUACAAAUUAAUGCCUAGAGUUUGCAACUAUUUGCUUAGGUCUCUUCUUCGGUCUAAAGAUAAACAGAUGCUUGCCCUUGAUCUUUUGAAUCAAAUGAACUCUCACAGAUAUGAUUUGGAUGCAUACCUUUAUGGAUUUACCAAGUCUCUUUUGUAUAGACAUCGGGAUACAUGGAAGAUGAGAUGUCUGGCACCAGGAUGAAUUUUCAACUAAUGUGACGUGAAGGUUGCAGAAUAUAUAUCUUUUGGCUACUGUAGAGGCUUUUGACUCAACUUAUUCAGGAUUAAUGUGGCUGAUUCCUAUUUUAGGAUCAAUACUGGAUUUCAUUGAAAUUGGCUAAAGAGGCUUUUAGUUCAGAGUAAUGAUCUUUCAAGCCUGAACUUCGCCAAUCUUCUGUUUGCAUGAUUUCAUCAUGUAAUCCUUGUACAACAAGGACCAAGGAGCCUGUCACAUUUUUCUUUUCAUCUCUCUUUUGUAUACUUUUCUUUGAUUUCAAUACUGGAGUUCAAUUUUCAGUGGAGUGAUUCAAGAAUAACAAGAAGUUUUUGGAAAAUGGAUGGCAUCAAACUUUUGUAUGCAUCCUUGUGACUGUACACCGAUUUAGUUUGUAAAUUUAAUUUGUCAGAAAAGUAGGAAAAGUUCAUCUACAUGAAUAAAAGCUGCUUCACCGUUAAUUAAUUGCCAUCAUCUUUCUUUGUGAAUUUUCUCUUUAGUUUGGCUUAUAAUUGUGUUGCAGGGUUUCUAAUUGGUAUUUUUAAACUUGUUUACCAUGUGAUGAAAAAUCGGUGUGACUAUUAUUACAUUUUAUGCUAUUUUAACCUCCUUUUUUACUUUCUUCUUUCAGAUGGUUGUGGUUUGUAAAUGAUGUUUAUCAACUUGUUGGCCUAUAUUACUACUUCUGAUGCUGAAUGCUAAUAAUUUGUGAAUGGCAUAUGAUGUAAUCAAUCAUUCAGAUAACGCAAUGUUUUUCUUGUUCAUCUCCUUAUAUUAAGAGGAGCUGUGACUGCUCUGUACAUGCUCAAUUUUAAUGAUCCAGAUAUGUGUUUCCUAGUACCUGGUCUUCUUUCCUCUGUUGUAUGCUUUGCCGC